UCAAAGGGUUUUUUUUCUUUUGAAAGACCCCAGCUUAGCAGCAGUAACGCCAUUUUGCAAGGCUGUACUUAAGAUGACUGGUUCAGGGAAAGGUUAGAACACUGAGUACACAGCGGCUGCCAAGCAGGAUGUGUUUGGUUGAAGGCCUGGCAACAGGACGACUUCGGUUGAACACCUGACAAUGAAAAAAGCCCCGGGAGAGGUCCCACACCCUGGUGGGGGGCCGAGUCAGCCGUUAUGUUCCAAGAAGGUAGCUAAGAAACUUGCCCCCGGGCUGAACCCUUGGGGGGCCGAGUCAGUCGUUAUGUUUCAGGAAGGUAGCUAGGAAACUUGCCCCCGGGCUAAACCCUUGCCAUAUUAGAAUCCACCAAUUAUAUCCCUGUAACCAUGCAUCUGCUUCUGUAUGCUUGCUUCUGCUCCCCAAAAUCCUAUAAAAGCCCAUCCUUGGUUCCGUGGGGCGCGCCAGUCCCCCGAGUGACUGAAGCGCCCGCAGGUGCCUGUGCCUGUGUAUCCCGACAAUAAACCAAAUCCUCUUGCUGAUUGCAUCCUGUGGUGUCUCGGUCUGGUCUUUGGAGUUAGAGGGUCUCCAUCCCGAGGGAAAGUUCUCCCUGAGAGCUUUUCAUUUGGUGCAUUGGCCGGGAAUGGAGAUCCUCCACCCAGGGACCACCGACCACCCACUGGGAGGUAAGCCGGCCGGCGUCUGUCUGUCUGUCUGAUUUUGUCUCGUUCUGCCUUAUUCUGUCUGUUCUGUGAGCGCUCAGCCAGGUCUGUUCUGUGAGCGCUCAGCCAGGUCUGUUCUGUGAGCGCUCAGCCAGGUCUGUUCUGUGAGCGCUCAGCCAGGUCUGUUCUGUGAGCGCUCAGCCAGGUUGUUUGGAAUUUGGGCGGGACGAAGAAGGAGCUGACGAGCUCGGACUUCUCGCCCCGCAGCCCUGGAAGACGUUCCAAGGGUGUUAGGGGCCCGACUUUUCGGGGCCCAAUCUGGGAGAGGAGAAAGAUCCGGACUAACGGCACCUCUGUCUGUAUUUUUGGCUUUCAGAGGGCCCCGGACCUUUGCCACCUCCAUCUGACUUUUUGCUUUCAGUUUGGUACCAAAGCCGUGCAGCACGCCUGUCUGUUGUUUGUUUGACUGUUGGUGUUGUUUGUUUUCUCUGUGUUCUAAUCUUCCUUAGAACUAACAUGGGACAGUCCCUAACAACGCCCCUAAGUCUCACUCUUGAUCAUUAGAAAGACGUCCACGACCGGGCACACAACCAGUCCGUCGAGGUUAAAAAAAAAAAAGGAAAAUGGCAGACUCUCUGCACAUCCGAGUGGCCCACUUUCGGAGCGGGAUGGCCAGUGAAUGGCACAUUUAAUAAGAUCAUUAUUUUACAGGUUAAAGAUCGGGCCGUCCACGGACAUCCUGACCAGGUUUCUUAUAUUAUCACUUGAGAGAGUCUCGCCUUAAACCCCCCCCGGGCGGAACCCUUCGUGGACCCGAAUUGGCCUCCCCUCAACCCCCAGCCUGCCCCCUCGGCCCCGCCCGGUCUGCCGGCCACGUCUUCCUCUCUCUACCUUUGUGAAAUCAGAGCCUUCUAAAAAAACCUGUCCUCCCGGCAGACCCAAACUCCCCUCUCAUAGAUCUUCUCUCUGACAGGCCCGGCUGAAACGGAGGAGGCAGAGCCGCCGGCCAGAUCAGUUGCCGGGCCACAGUCUGAUAAGGGUUUCUCCCCUGUCGAAGGGAGAUUGCGCAAUAAGCACGAGGUGAUGCCAGAUACAACCUCCCAGGCUUUCCCACUUAGACAGAGAACCGGUGGCCAGACCCAAUACUGGCCGUUUUCAGCAGCUGACAUUUACAAUUGGAAACAACACAACCCUUCUUUCUCCAAAGAUCCGGUGGCACUCACCGACCUAAUAGAAUCUGUUUUACUUACCCACCAGCCUACUUGGGAUGACUGCCAACAGCUCUUACAGGCCCUCUUAACCUCAGAAAAAAAAAAAACAAGGAGUGUUCCUAGAGGCCAGAAAACAUGUUCUGGGAGAUGAUGGGCGUCCCACCCAGCUGCCUGAGGACCAAACUGGGAUUUUAAUACAGCUGAAGCUUCAGGACAACUCAGCGACCGGACGGCCUGGGUACAAAGAGCUACUGGUGAGAAACAAUACCGAUGGACUACAGACCGCCGGGUUCAGCUGGCUACCGGUAAGGUGACCCAUUCCUUCUUACAUGUUCCGGACUGCCCGUACCCUCUGCUGGGCCGUGAUCUGCUCACCAAACUAAAAGCACAAAUUCAUUUUGAGGAAGGAGGGGCCCAAAUAACUGGCCCCCACGGAACUCCCCUUCAAGUUCUAACCCUAUAAACCGGGACAGGACACUGGCUUGGGCAGAGACUGGUGGGAUGGGGUUGGCGCUCCAACAGCCCCCAUACAACUCCAGUCUCCAUAAAACAAUACCCCCUGUCACAUGAAGCUUAUCAAGGUAUAAGGCCUCACAUUACGAGGCUUCUAGAUCAAGGCAUCCUAAUCCCCUGCCGGUCGCCUUAGAAUACGCCUCUUCUGCCUGUAAGAAACCUGGCACUGGAGAUUAUAGGCCAGUACAAGACUUGAGAAAGGUCAACAAGAGGAUAGAAGAUAUUCAUCUGACUGUUCCAAACCCUUACAAUUUGCUCCUGACUUUAGGGUUCAACAUCCCACCCUCAUACUCCUGCAAACCUUUUGAACUGUUCAUCGAUGAGAAACAGGGGUAUGCUAAAGGGGUCCUAACACAAAGGUUGGGACCCUGAAAACGCCCUGUGGCCUACCUGUCUAAGAAAUUAGACCCUGUGGCCUCCGGCUGGCCACCGUGCCUAAAGAUGGUGGCUGCUAUUGCUGUCCUGAUCAAGGACGCUGGAAAAUUGACUUUGGGACAGCCACUCACCAUCCUAACACCCCACACAGUGGAGGCCUUGGUAAAGCAGCCCCCAGACCGCUGGCUCUCUAAUUCUCACACCAAGCCUUGUUACUAGAUGCAGAACGGGUUCAGUUUGGGCCCGUAGUCGCCCUCAAUCCUGCCACCUUGCUUCCCCUACCAGAGGAGGCAAAACAACAUGACUGCCUACAAAUCCUCACAGAAGUACAUAGAACCAGGCCGGACCUAUCGGACCAGCCUCUUCAGAAUGCUGACCACACAUGGUACACGGAUGACAACAGCUUCUUGGCAGAGGGAGAACAAAAGGCUGGAGCUGCGGUCACUACGGAGGACAAAGUGAUUUGGGCGAAAAGCCCUGCCUGCUGGUACCUCCGCACAACGGGCUGAACUCAUCACCUUGACUCAGGCGCUCAAGAUGACAAAAGGUAAGAGGCUAAAUAUAUAUAUACAGACAGCCGUUAUGCCUUUGCCACGGCACACAUCCACGGGGAGAUCUACCGGAGGCGGGGGCUGCUCACAUCUGAGGGUAAAGAUAUGGCUAAAAUUCUGGCCCUCUUAGAAGCCCUAUUCUUGCCCAAAAGACUGAGUAUUAUACAUUGUCCAGGACACCAAAAAGGGCACAACCCAGAGGCACGAAGAAACCGGCUGGCCGAUGCCACGGCGCGAGAAGCAGCCAUGAGCAAACAAAUCUUGACCUUAAAUAGCCCAGACCAACCCACGCCCCCACCAGUGGGACAAACCAGUUGGGUUUAUGCCCAUGAGGACAUAGAGCUCCUAGAAAAAAAAAUGGGGGCCAUCUACCACCCUCAACUAAAACAGUGGGUCUACAAAGGAAAGACAGUUAUGCCAAUAAAAAUGACUUUUAAAUUGAUCUCCUUUUUACAUAAAUUAACCCAUUUGGGGUUUAAGAAGAUAAAAACCUUACUAGAUCGGGAAGAGAUAAAUCUGUGUUUUUUUUUGAAUCGGGACAAAGCGAUACAAAAGGUGACUGAGAGUUACAAAGCGUGCGCUCAGGUUAACCCGGAAAGGACCAUGAUUGGACAAGGAGUUCGUCCUAGGGGACACCGUCCCGACAUCCAUUGGAAAAUUGAUUUUACUGAAAUUAAACCAGGUAUAUAUGGAUACAAGUAUCUCCUAGUGUUUGUAGACACCUUCUCAGGAUGGGUCAAAGCCUUCCCCACAAAGCACGAGACUACAAAAAUGGUCACCAAGAAGCUCCUCGAGGAAAUCUUUCCCAGGUAUGACAUGCCUCAAGCGUUGGGGUCGGACAACGGGCCCACUUUCGUCUCCCAAGUAAGUCAGUUGGUGGCCAAAUUGCUGGGGAUUGAUUGGAAAUUACAUUGUGCCUAUAGACCCCAGAGUUCAGGUCAGGUAGAACACAUGAAUAGAACAAUUAAGGAGACUUUAUCCAAACUUACGCUUGCAACUGGCUCAAAGGAUUGGGUGGCCCUCCUUCCCCUAGUUCUAUAUCGGGCCCGGAAUACCCCGGGCCCCCAUGGUCUAACUCCUUUUGAAAUAAUAUAUGGAACACCACCCCCAUUUGUCCAUUUCUUUGAUUCAAACAUUGCUGAUUUUGCUGACAGCCCUUCUCUGAGGGCCCAUUUACAGGCCCUACAGAUUGUGCAGAGAGACGUCUGGAGACCUUUGGCCGCUGCUUACCAGGACAAGCUUGAGCAUCUGGUGGUGCCACACCCGUUCCAGAUUGGAGACACCGUGUGGGUGCACAGACACCAGACCAAGAAUCUCGAGCCACGGUGAAAAGGACCCUACACCGUCCUCCUGACUACCCCGACCGCCCUAAAGGUAGACGGAGUCUCGGCUUAGAUCCACACACCACACGUCAAGGCAGUCCGGUCUGAGGAAUUGACUAAUCACAACACUACACCCCAGACAUGGAGAGUUCAGCACACUCCAAACCCCUUAAAGUUAAAACUCCUACGUGGCUCCUCCUAGCCCUUUUGUGGCCUAGAGUCAGUGAGGGAAUAAGCCCCCACCAGACAGAAAUUUCUUGACCAAGUCGAGUGAAAGAUUUCACUCAAAGUUAGCAAAAAAAUGGGGGAAUGAAAGACCCCAGCUUAGCAGCAGUAACGCCAUUUUGCAAGGCUGUACUUAAGAUGACUGGUUCAGGGAAAGGUUAGAACACUGAGUACACAGCGGCUGCCAAGCAGGAUGUGUUUGGUUGAAGGCCUGGCAACAGGACGACUUCGGUUGAACACCUGACAAUGAAAAAAGCCCCGGGAGAGGUCCCACACCCUGGUGGGGGGCCGAGUCAGCCGUUAUGUUCCAAGAAGGUAGCUAAGAAACUUGCCCCCGGGCUGAACCCUUGGGGGGCCGAGUCAGUCGUUAUGUUUCAGGAAGGUAGCUAGGAAACUUGCCCCCGGGCUAAACCCUUGCCAUAUUAGAAUCCACCAAUUAUAUCCCUGUAACCAUGCAUCUGCUUCUGUAUGCUUGCUUCUGCUCCCCAAAAUCCUAUAAAAGCCCAUCCUUGGUUCCGUGGGGCGCGCCAGUCCCCCGAGUGACUGAAGCGCCCGCAGGUGCCUGUGCCUGUGUAUCCCGACAAUAAACCAAAUCCUCUUGCUGAUUGCA
This is a messenger RNA of Rattus norvegicus (Norway rat), 5467 nucleotides long. The record is from RefSeq and is a predicted model, not a curated record. Lineage: Eukaryota; Metazoa; Chordata; Mammalia; Rodentia; Muridae.